Messenger RNA from Fusarium pseudograminearum CS3096, 1017 nucleotides. RefSeq lists its product as uncharacterized. Lineage: Eukaryota; Fungi; Ascomycota; Sordariomycetes; Hypocreales; Nectriaceae. The transcript has 5 exons. The coding region runs from base 1 to 1017 and encodes 338 amino acids. The record is from RefSeq and is a predicted model, not a curated record.
AUGCUUUUCACGCGCGAGCAUGAGGCACCGUUCAACAAGUCUCCCGUCGUACGGGCGGUGUCGAUGAUUUUGAUGGUAGUCACGGUUUUCUCCGUCGUUAUUCGCCUUCUCACACGACUGGCUGCUGUCAAGAGGCUAAAAUACUCGACUUUCUUUACGUCUGAUGAGAUAAUGAUACACACAUCAAUGAUUUUCUCAAUUGCUCAGUCGACCAUUGUUUAUACGCAGGGCUCUAAUGGACUGGGCAAGCUUGACAUAUCAUCAUCGCAAAUAUCUUCAAUAUUAAAGAGCCAACUUGGAUCUGAUGUACUCUUCUUCAUCACCUUGGGUCUAUCCAAGCUUUCCGCUACAUCAACCAUUUGGACCAUGUCGCCUUUGUCCAACAAGACGAUCCUGCCAAUUCAGAUUCUCAUUGGAGGCUGGGCUAUAUCGGCAGUGUUUGUACGAAGCUUUGCUUGCUCGUUAUCGAAUCCUUGGGAUUAUCUCAACGGACAAUGUAUCAAUAUGAUCUACGCCGACGCAAUCAAUAUGACCACCGAUGUUUUGAUCACCGCGCUCACUCUUGGGAUAUUAGUGCAUCUACAAAUGCCCAUGGGAAGAAAAGUAAUGGUCAUUGGCGUAUUUGGAUCUCGAAUUGUAACAAUCCCUCCGACGAUAUCUCACAUAGUUUACUACAAGCGCACACUGAACUCACCAACACCCAUAUUCGAAAUGUGGAUGCCAACAAUCAUCAACCAAGUCAUACAAUGCCUCGGUAUAAUGACAACCUGCAUCCCUUUCUGGUGGCGAUUUCUCAAGAGUAUGGAGUCUGGACAAAUGGGAGCAGGAGACAUUUUCGGUGCAUUGAGCAGAAGCAACAACACCAAGAGCGGGGGAACUUCAUCUCGGGGGCAGGCCUUCGAAUUGACAUGUAGACCGAGCACGGCAAAAUAUGGGGGGGCGUGGGACGUGGAUGUGGCACGGCACAACAGCCAGGAAGCCCUUGUUGAUCCUUCUGCUAGUACUACAGGGAAUUAG